Photinus pyralis (common eastern firefly) is the source of this 2752-nucleotide messenger RNA. RefSeq lists its product as uncharacterized. Bases 2096 to 2662 code for a protein of 188 amino acids. The record is from RefSeq and is a predicted model, not a curated record. NCBI's taxonomy places the organism in Eukaryota, Metazoa, Arthropoda, Insecta, Coleoptera, Lampyridae. The transcript has 4 exons.
AGUUUACGUAUACAUUGCGAUACGUUAAAUUUAACAACUGUUUGUAUUAUUUUAUGGCGUUUUGCUACAUUAGCCCAUAAAAAUCCAUUAUUUCAUAACGAACAAUUAUAGAAGCAUAACCUUCGUAAGUUUCACUGCAAUAUUCUACGCCAAAAGAUGUAUAACCCAAAAGUGCCAUCAGGUUUACCAAGAAAAAGUAAUCAACUUAUUUCUAAUGUUCUUUUGAACGAAGAGACAAUGGUGGCCGACUUUUACCAGUCGCGGUAGUAAAAGAGGUGAGUGGUUUCAUUUCACACAGAGUUACGGAUGCAUUAAAUAUUAGCCUGCGAACAGUGACUUGUAUUUUACAAAUUUCUAAAUCGGGCCAACCUAAAAAAGCCAAUAUAAGAAACCCGUUAGCGAUGUUGAUACUUUCACACAAACAGCGAUCCAACACACAUCCAACACAGUAAGUUCAAACACCCGUUAAAUGUAGAUAGGCAUUUAUGUCAACUGUGCUAAGAUUAUAUUAUAUUAAAUUUAUAUUUGGGUAGAUACAUUAUAAGCAGUUUACAUUUGAAUUUUAGAACAACAUCUUACGCUUCAAUCCCUUUUGCAAUUUCUAAAAGGGAAAGACGUAUUUAAUGGGCCCAAAAUAUAGGGUUAUAGUAGGGGAGCUAGUCCUAAAUCUACUGAACGAGUGUUCAAAAUUUUAACCGAUGGAGUUCCACUUUGGCCUAUCCGAGUAUGCCAAAAUCAACCGCCUGGCACCUCAAGUCAUGUUACUUUAUCUGUAUCUACGUUAAAGUUGUGUUAAGUAAAAGUUAGUACGAUUUCUGGCUACGUCGAUUCAUUAGCACAUUAUCUUCCCGAUUUCGUACAUUUUUCCUUUUUUCAACGACGUCAGUUUCAAAUUUUGUUACCCUACCGGUCUGAAUCAUUUUUGUUCCUGCAGUUAACCCAGCUCUUGUUAGCCUUCUCCGUAUAGUUCUGAAAUAUAUUUAUAGAACAUUCGAGAUUCCUUAUUGUACCAGAACCGAUAGCGUUUGUUUGUAUUUUAACGUUAGUUUUAUCAUGAGAUUGUAUUAAGUUAAAGGACGCACGUUGUAUAGGUGAUAAUUGCAAUUGUACAUUAUUCACUAGGAUAAAAUUAAUUAUCUGCCCAGUGAGGCCAGUUAACUAUAAUAAAUAUGUUUCGUGUAAAACUAUUAAUGUGACUGCAGUGAAAGGAAAAUUAAUUGGAUUCUUUCCUAUGCUUAACCCUUAUAAUCUGAUCUAGCCCGGAAAUAAAAAUACGCAAAAUAUGUCCAAACGUACUCAUAACGAAGGAUGAAGAAGAAGAAUUCCCGUUACAUUCUUUACGGUCUUGUUGUGAGCAGUUAUUGGCAUAGUACUGUGAAACGUAUUUGCUGCCCACAACAUGAAUUGUGGGACGUGGGUCUUUUUGAAUUUAAGAAUUGUAAGUAGUAGUUGCAAAGUAGAUACUGAAGAAUAUUUGCGACGCGACGCUAUAAAAUACGUUUGGUACCUAUUAACGGUACAGUUCAAAAUUUACUCCAGUUACUGUUUUUACUGAAAGUAAUUUUGUGGCGGUUAUAAAAUUGCUGACAUUUACUGCAAAUGCAACAAUCAAUACGCAUGCGUGAGAUUUACUGCAAAAUACUCAUGUUGCUUCUACCAAUUGGGUGGUAAAAGCUGAGUAAACUGAGUAAAGGUUGUAGUAAACAUGUGGUCAUAGAAAAUGGAGUUGGUUCUCGAAAAUAAUGCACAGCAGAAAAUAACACUAAUUCCCGAAGAUUACGAAAGAGCUAUAAAUGAUAUUACCUUUGCAACAACAUUGCUACAAAAUGGCAGGACUACACAAGCCACUCAAGAAAUAGAAGAAAACUCGGAGGAAGUGUCGGAGAGCACUUUUGAGGUUGAGGAAUGCUCGCCACAAAGUGCAGAGGGUGCAGAGUCUCAGGAUGGAUUACCAUUACCAAUUAUACAAACAUUUGUGAAGUAUUUAUAAGGAACAUAAUUAAUUUUAGAUAACACACAUCGUUGGACGCAUGAAGGUAUUGUACUACUACUACACAAUUAUAGCGAAAACCAGCAAUAUCUUCUAAAAGGUAAAAUGAAGCAAAAUGCUUUUUGGGGAAAGAUUGCUGCUUUAAUGGCCAAAGAGGGAUUUGCAGUUAUUGGAACGCAAUAUCGCACCAACCUGGCCACAUUAAAGCGCCAAUAUAAAAAAAUCAAAGAUCAUAAUAAACGCUCCGGGAGUAACAGGACAGAUUGGCCCUAUUUAGAGAUAAUGGAUGAUUUGUUUGGAAGUAAGCCAUGGGUAGAGCCUUUGUCUACGGCUUCAAGUUCUUCAGCCUCCGAUCCCAAAAGUGAAGGUCCUAUAGCCAUAGAACCACAAAUUUCUACAGACCCGGAAUUGCAGUGUAACGAUCCGCUACCUCCUGUCGUACGUUCAACAUCUAUGUCCGGAGAACCUGUAACGUCUCGCAAUGCAGUGAAAGGCACACGAAUAAAUCAAAAGAAAAAACUACAGAGAACCGGCAGUGCCAACCGAGUUGCAGAUGUAUUAGAAAAACUUAGACAAGAUCGUCAAACGCAACAUGAACAACGAAUGUCCCAAAAACAAGAAGCACUAGAUCUCUUAAGAUCCCUAGUGGACAAAAUGUCCAAGCAAAAUUAAAAAAGAAUUGUAGUUUUUGUUUAGUUUUAUUAUAAGAGUUUCUGUUCAUUUUUUAUUAAUCAAAAUGUUCAUAAUGUGGAUGAUUUCUUU